This is a messenger RNA of Etheostoma spectabile (orangethroat darter), 1164 nucleotides long. RefSeq names its product pdgfa associated protein 1a (gene pdap1a). Bases 200 to 673 code for a protein of 157 amino acids. The record is from RefSeq and is a predicted model, not a curated record. NCBI's taxonomy places the organism in Eukaryota, Metazoa, Chordata, Actinopteri, Perciformes, Percidae. The transcript is spliced from 6 exons.
AGCAAUUGGUUGAAUGGUCCUAACUACGCAUGCGCAUGCUAUAGUGAGGUACUGCAGCGUUUGCGGUUGUACUUCGGACAGCGGGACAGACGAAGUAGUUUCUAGGUUUUUUCAGCACUUUAAACCGCUGGCUUUGUUUGUACUGUUGUAUUUCGCGAUAUAGUAGCGGACUUGAUCUGUAUACACAUCACUUUUAAUAAUGCCUCGGGGCGGGAAAAGAGGCCACAAGGGCAGGGGGAAGCAAUUCAGCAACCCUGAGGAGAUAGACCGACAGAUGAAGGCGCAGAAAGAGUUGGACGAAAAUCCUGGUGCAGAGAAGGUGGACUCUGCAGAUUCUGAGGACGAGAGCAGCAGUGACGACGAUACUGAGAGGAAGAGAAGUGGGGUGGAGGGCCUUAUAGAGAUUGAGAAUCCCAACCGUGUGUCUCAGAAGAGCAAGAAGGUGACGGAAUUAGACGUCAGUGCUCCCAGAGAGCUGUCUCGCCGGGAGAGAGAGGAGAUUGAGAAGCAGAAAUCAAAGGAACGCUACAUGAAGCUCCAUCUUGAGGGGAAGACUGAGCAGGCCAGGGCCGACCUGGCCAGGCUGGCCAUCAUCAAGAAACAGAGGGAGGAUGCUGCCAAGAAGAGAGAUGAACUCAGGAAAGAUGCUGAAGAUUCCAAAGCAAAGCGCUAGUCCUCCAUCUGAAAGCUUUAACUUCAGUCUCGGAGGGAUGGAGAGAGAGAAGGAGAUCUGGAGGUGGAGAACGGGGAGGGGGACCAAAACCAACGGCAUCGGAUCAGGAGUGCUCCUGAACUCCUGUCCCUCAUUUGAAAUCAGAGGGGCGUGGUUCUUCCUUAACAGAUGGUCAGGACGGGGGAAACGGGUGGAUCAAAGUGAGAUAAAAAGGAAUGCACCAUUUGGGAUGCCUCUAGUUUUCUUCCCCAAGAGGAGACGAUCGCAGGUUUACCAAGUGCUUCACUGCCUCUUUACUCUUCCCCACCCACCAGGGUUUUAAUUCUGAAGCUGCUGAAGUUAUUUCCAUUCCGUUUGAUUUACACAUUUUUACAAGGUUACCUAAUACAAGUUUACUGAAUGACUGAACAGGAAUUACAGUGAGCGUGCAUGGGGCUUUUCCUUCCAUCUCGCCUGUUUUUGUAAGAAGGCAAAUCCGUGACGGAUGGAGA